CGGCUCUUAUUUCCGUCGUCUGACCCGGGUUGUGAUAUCGUGCAACGCGUGGUGCUUCAGUGGGCGUUGCGUUGAAAGCACUGAGGCGGGGGCCCAAAGGUGUCGCGGCCACAUCUGCCCCGGCUACUCCAUGCCAGGUUGGAGGCUGCUGGCGCAAGCGGGCGCCCAGUUUCUGGGCUGCAGCACCGGCGGCCUGGCUGCUGCCCCCGGCUUGAGGAGUAGAACAGACAUCUGGCUUUUUGUUAGAAGUCUCCAUGAUAAGAGCCCAACUUGGUGGGAUGAACAUCUUUCUGAAGAAAAUACCUCAUUUGUUAAGAAGUUGGUCUCUGAUGAAGAUAAAGCCCAGUUAGCAAGUAAACUGUGUCCUCUAAAAGAUGAACCAUGGCCUAUAAAUCCUUGGGAACCAGGUUCUUCUAGAGUUGGCCUUAUUGCCCUGAAGCUGGGCAUGAUGCCUUUAUGGACCAAGGAUGGUCAAAAGCAUGCAGUCACAUUACUACAGGUACAAGACUGUCACGUUUUAAAGUACACUUCAAAGGAAAACCAUAAUGGAAAAAUGGCAGCCCUGACUGUAGGAGGCAAAACUGUGUCACGUUUCCGUAAAUCUGAAUCUGUAUUGGAAUUUUACCGAGAACUUGGAUUGCCGCCAAAACAGACAGUUAAAAUCUUUCAUGUAACCGAUAAUGCUGUAAUUAAGCCAGGCACUCCUCUUUAUGCUGCUCACUUUCGUCCAGGACAGUAUGUGGAUGUCACCGCCAAAACUAUUGGUAAAGGCUUUCAGGGCGUCAUGAAAAGAUGGGGAUUUAAAGGCCAGCCUGCUUCUCAUGGUCAGACGAAAACCCAUAGGAGACCUGGAGCUAUCUCAACUGGGGACAUUGCCAGAGUCUGGCCCGGAACCAAGAUGCCUGGAAAAAUGGGAAACAGAUAUAGGACAUCAUUUGGACUGAAAGUCUGGAGAAUAAACACAAAACACAAUGUAAUCUAUGUAAAUGGUUCUGUACCUGGACAUAAAAAUUGCUUAGUAAAGAUCAGAGAUUCUAACUUGCCUGCAUAUAAAGAUUUCAGUAAAAACCUGCCAUUCCCUACAUAUUUUCCUGAUGGAGACGAAGAGGAACUACCAGAAGAUUUGUAUGAUGAAAACGUGUGUCAGCCCAGCGCUCCUUCAAUUACCUUUGCCUAGCGCUGUUGGGUGUAGUCAGCCCAUGCAGAGUCUGUGUGCACUCAUGAGCCACAACAGUAACGUAACCGGAAGUUCCGUUCCCUCUUUAGCACCCACUUUUCAUCCUUGUCAGAAGGCUUAAGUAUAUUCUUUCCCAACUGAAUUUUGUUAGAAAAAUUACCACAUUUAAUAAACCAGUUAAUUAUAGCAUUUGCUAAAAUCAACAGUUUGGAUAUGAGCAAAA
Molecule: messenger RNA, 1400 nt
Organism: Cavia porcellus (domestic guinea pig)
Lineage: Eukaryota; Metazoa; Chordata; Mammalia; Rodentia; Caviidae
Gene: Mrpl3
Product: mitochondrial ribosomal protein L3
Exons: 10
Coding region: 131-1177 (348 amino acids)
Biological process (GO): translation
Cellular component (GO): ribosome; mitochondrial large ribosomal subunit
Molecular function (GO): structural constituent of ribosome
Source: RefSeq, a predicted model, not a curated record